AUGAGUAAAAACUUCGACUAUACUGGUAUAUAUGACGCGCGUAAUAAUGGUUUCAGUUGGAGUUCAACUACAAAUAGACAUGAUCCUCAGGCUGGUCUUUGUACACACUUGUGCAGUAAAUUUAGGAAUGCACAAGAUAUUAGCACCAAUUUUACCUUCAUUCAAUUAUGCCAAGUUAUGUGUUUAUAUUUAUAUCACAUAAAGCUAAAAGAAAAAACAGAUUCCGACAAUAUAAAAUCAUAUUGUAAAUGUUUUCAUUACCAGCUAAAAAAAAAUCUAUUAAAAAAAUUUGGAUCGAAAAUUAACACAACGAAGGAAUAUUAUUAUGAAAUGAUAAAUAAUAGUGUUGAUAAUUCUCAAAAAAUUAUAUCAAAAAUAUGUGAGAACCAUGAUAUAAACGUUGGUGAAGAUACAUUUAAAAUAUUGGAAAAUCUAGAUAAUAUAUGUGAUUUAAUUAAAGAAUUUUAUACUCCGCAUAAUAGAGACUUAUCCAGAGUUGAAAGAUUUGAACAAAAUAUGGAACGUUUAGAAAAAUAUAAGGAUACUAUGAAUGAAAGCCUUUAUAAAGAACUAGAAAAAGUUUUCCAAAUAUAUAAAGGUUAUUUAACUAGUUGGCGUGAUUGUGGAUAUGGUAAAUUUGUCCUGCAAUACUUCAAAAACAAGUGGAAAAAUAGAAAUACAUUCAGAGACAGAGGAACAAGUGCAAGCACAGGAAUAAGUACGAUCGCCGAAAAGAGCAUUAGCACAGGUACAGACACAAGAACAGAGGCAAGUGCGAUAACUGGAACAAGAUUUAUUUUAGGAACUACUUCAGGAAUAGUUUUUUUAUCCUUUUUCAAUUAUAACAAUUAUUUUUAUUUUUACACAUCUUAUGGAUCUUUUUUACAACCAAGGGUAAGAAAGUUAAAAAGGUUUAAUAAAAAAAAAAGAUACCAUCAAAAGUUAAUGGACACAUUUCAUGAUACACACCAUAAUUUAAAUUAUAAUGAUUACCGAAUAUCAUAUGCCUCAGCGGACUAA
Molecule: messenger RNA, 1020 nt
Organism: Plasmodium gonderi
Lineage: Eukaryota; Apicomplexa; Aconoidasida; Haemosporida; Plasmodiidae
Product: variable surface protein
Exons: 3
Coding region: 1-1020 (339 amino acids)
Source: RefSeq, a predicted model, not a curated record